Acanthosepion pharaonis is the source of this 1947-nucleotide messenger RNA. NCBI's taxonomy places the organism in Eukaryota, Metazoa, Mollusca, Cephalopoda, Sepiida, Sepiidae. The record is from the annotation of a GenBank genome assembly.
AUGCAAAUCCUGAGGCUUUCAUCAUCUCAUUUACCAUCAUCUCAUUUUUUCCCUCUUUCGUCAUCAUCCCAUUCUUUUCUUCUUUCGCCAUCAUCUCAUUCUUUCCUUCUUUCAUCAUCAUCUCUUUUCUUUUCUUUCCUUCUUUCAUUUUAUUCAUCAUCUCAUUCUUUCUUUUUUUUCCUUCUUUCGUCAUCAUCAUCUCAUUCUUUUCUUCUUUCUUCAUCAUCAUCUCAUUCUUUUUCAUCUCAUUCUUUUCCUUUUUCAUCAUCAUCUCAUUCUUCUUUCUUUCAUCAUCUCAUUCUUUCCUUCUUUCAUCAUCAUCUCAUUUUCUUUUCAUCAUUCAUUUUUUUCUUUUUUUCUUCUUGUUUCAUUCUUAAUUUAAUUUUCUCCUUUCAUUUUAUUCUGAUUCAUUUAUCUUCUUUUCUUUUUCUUUCAUUCAUUCAUCAUCUCAUUCUUUCUUUUUCUUUCAUCAUCAUUUUCAUUCUUUCAUUCUUUUUUUUUCUUGAUUCAUCAUCUCAUUCUUUCCUUCUUUCGUCAUCAUCUCAUUCUUUUCUUCUUUCAUCAUCAUCUCAUUCUUUCCUUCUUUCAUCAUCAUCUCAUUCUUUCCUUCUUUCGCUUCAUCAUCUCAUUCUUUCCUUCUUUCGUCAUCAUCUCAUUCUUUUUCCUUCAUCUCAUUCUUUCCUUCUUUUCAUCAUUAAUUUAAUUUUCCUUUCAUUUUAUUCUGAUUCAUUUAUUUCUUCUUUCGUCAUCAUCUCAUUCUUUCCUUCUUUCAUUUCAUCAUCUUUCAUUUUAUUUCCUUCUUUCAUUCAUCAUCUCAUUCUUUUCAUUUUUCUGAUUUUUCAUCAUCUCAUUCUUUCCUUCUUUCAUCAUCAUCUCAUUCUUCUUUCGUCAUCAUCUCAUCAUCUCAUUCUUAAUUUGUUUUUUCCUUCUUUCAUCAUCAUCUUUUCUUCUUUUCCUUCAUUUUUUAAUUUUUUCUGUCAUCAUCUCAUUCUUUCCAUUUCUUUCAUUCAUUUUUCUCAUUUUCAUUCUUUUUUUCUUUUUUUUUUCAUCAUCUCAUUCUUUCCUUCAUCAUUCAUUUCUUUCUUCAUUCAUCUCAUUCUUUCAUCAUUCAUUCUUUCCUUCUUUCAUCAUCAUCUCAUUCUUUCCUUCUUUUAUUUCAUUCAUCUCAUUCUUUCCUUCUUUCAUCAUCAGCUCUUUUUUUUCUUUUCUUCAUCUUUUUCGCCAUCAUCUCAUUCUUUUCCUUCUUUCUUCUUUCAUCAUCUCAUUCUUUCAUUCUUUUUCCUUACUCUCAUUCUUAAUUUAAUUUUCUCCUUUCAUUUUAUUCUGAUUCAUUUAUCUUCUUCUUUCAUCAUCAUCUCAUUCUUUCCUUCUUUCAUCAUCAUCUCAUUCUUUCCUUCUUUCGUCAUCAUCUCAUUCUUUCAUUUUAUUCUGAUUUCUUUCGUCAUCAUCUCAUUCUUUCCUUUUUUCUUUCAUCUCAUCUCAUCGUCAUUCUUUCUUUUUUUCUCUCUUUCAUUUCAUUCUUUCAUUCUUCUUUCCUUCUUUCGUCAUCAUCAUCAUUCAUUCAUUUUUCCUUCUUUCAUCAUCAUCUCAUUCUUUCUUCUUUCUUCAUUCUUUCAUCAUUUUUCCUUCUUUCAUUCUUUCCUUUCUUUUCAUCUCAUCAUCUCAUUCUUUUGUUUUUCUUCUCAUUUUCCUUCUUCGUCAUCAUCUCAUUCUUUCUUUCCAUCUCAUUCUUUCUUCUUUCGUCAUCAUCAUUUUCUCAUUCAUUUUCAUCAUCAUCAUUCAUUUCUUUUUUCCUUCUUUCAUCAUCAUCAUCAUUCUUUCCUUUUUCUUUUUUCUUCUUUCAUCAUCUCAUUCAUUUUUUUUUUUUUUUCUGAUUCAUUUUCUUUCUUUCAUCAUCUCAUUCAUCUCUUUCUUUCCAUUCAUUUCCUUUUUUCAUCUCAUUCUUAA